AUGAAUACCACAGAAAGAGAACUCCAGCCUGGCUUCAGGAGGAGCCGUAUGACAUCAGUAAAAGGACCUAGAACCAGAAGUGUUGUAACUUUUAAUCCAACAACUAUCAGCCCAGGUGAAGAGCUGUACAUUAACAUCCCUAAAUUAAAGCCUGACUCUUGUUUAAUUCCAGGAUCACUUGCACUAUUAUUUGACUUCAAAAAUUCCAAUACAAAAAGCCACUUUAAUAAUAACCUGUCUAAGUUGAUAGCUAAACGUCUUCAGGUUAAAGUAGCAGGUGAAACAGCUUAUGACUGUUCAGGAGAGAGUUUGUACGAAAUAUACAAAGAUCUAUGGCUAACAUUAGGUGACAGGAAUAAGAUGACAGAACAGGGUCUCGCAAGUGAGAAUCUCAGGAAUUUAAUAUCAGGUGAUGACUCAGGAGCAAAAGCUGGUGAUGCCAAUAAACUAGCAGAUGGACUUCUCCACAGUGUGUACGGUUCUAAGCUGAGAAAACCAAUUGAUAAAAUAAUUGCAGACCAUGGACUCUACACACCGUUCUCCAUGAAUAACAAUCCUAUGUACAUCCUCACACUCCCGCAAUCAGAUGAAAUUAUGACUGCCCAAGGAGGUGAAACUAAUGGUAAUUAUAAACUUGAUAAUCUUGAGUUAGAAUAUGAGACCAUUGAGAAUGACGCCCUAGCAGGUGAAGUAUCAAGGAUGUAUUCAACGGGCCGCUCGCUGUCCUAG
Paramuricea clavata is the source of this 729-nucleotide messenger RNA. NCBI's taxonomy places the organism in Eukaryota, Metazoa, Cnidaria, Anthozoa, Malacalcyonacea, Plexauridae. The record is from the annotation of a GenBank genome assembly.